Molecule: messenger RNA, 429 nt
Organism: Aphanomyces astaci
Lineage: Eukaryota; Oomycota; Saprolegniomycetes; Saprolegniales; Verrucalvaceae
Exons: 1
Coding region: 1-429 (142 amino acids)
Source: RefSeq, a predicted model, not a curated record
AUGGGCAAGAAUAAGGCACGCGAAAAGAAGGAAUUCAGCAAAGCGGAGCGAGCGGCAGCGGCGAGUAGCAAGGUUAUCCAGCGGGACCAGAGCAUCCUCAAGCGCAAGGCGUCGAGUCAAAGGGAGUUAGUCUCAUUUAACGCCAUCCACUAUCUCGAACAGAGUGACGUUGAGAACUUGGACGUAAUUAGAAAGAGUCUGAUUGAGAAGAUCCGAACAGUGGAACGAGUGAACGAGCGUUUUCAGCGAGACCUGCGAAGCGUGAACAGCGGCUUAAAUAGCAACCGUACUAAGUACGCUCUCGACGAACUUACCAAGGUCCAAGCAACUUUGAGUUUGUCGUCCGGAUACGUAACCGAAGCGAUUGACGCGCAUUUGUUGGCGAGACCGAAGAUCGAAGCGAAGAAACCGACACUAAAGAAGACUUAG